This is a messenger RNA of Neltuma alba, 778 nucleotides long. RefSeq lists its product as uncharacterized. The transcript is spliced from 2 exons. The record is from RefSeq and is a predicted model, not a curated record. NCBI's taxonomy places the organism in Eukaryota, Viridiplantae, Streptophyta, Magnoliopsida, Fabales, Fabaceae. Bases 95 to 586 code for a protein of 163 amino acids.
UCUUCUCUUCCGUUAGAUUAGGUUCAUACUCAAUUGAUUUGAUCCUUCUUUGCUUUCACGCUUUCAAGUUGCGAAGUUUUAAUUCGCUCAGAAUAUGCCUGAAGUGGAUAGUUCCUCCACCAAACCCCCUCAAAUCUCCGAGAUGUUCCAGAAAUUUGCCCUCGCUUUCAAGACCAAAACCUUCGAGUUCUUCGCCGACGAAGAUCAGGCCGCCGGCGCCGCAGGUGAAGACUCCGAUGGCUUCUCCCUCUUGGAUUCUGCCGAAGAUUUCAUCACCGACCAGAAAGUUGUGGUGAUCAAACCAGAUCCAGCCUGCAAUUUCUUUCGCGAAACGACGCCGUCUCCGCCUGAGCCGCCCAUAGCGAAGCCUGCGGUUGAGAGCUCCGUGAAGAAGUUGGAGCAAACUGAGAAAUUAUUGUCGCCGGCUCAACAAGCGGCAGUGACGAAGUCAUUGAGCGAGAGUGAGAUCAGAGCAUUGAAUACUCAGAUGAUGCACACGGUCUUGCUUAGGAGCUCAGGUGGAAGAAAAUCAGAACAAGCUGCGGACUCUGGGGACUGUUUCGAACCGCUUACAGUCAGAGCUUGAACAAAAACAUGAUGAGGUUUCGGUUCUGAGGAAAAAGUUGGACGAAAUUCAAAAGACUAAUGUCAAGUUGUCCAAGAAGUUAUGCGGUAACUUGAAUUCUUCUAAUGAUGUUUUGCUAACCGUAAGAGUGUUUGAUUCGGUCUUGCAUGAUGCUUCUAGGGAAACUCACAAAUUUACUAAGAUAUUGAUUAG